CAGGAGUGGCUCGCGAGGAGCAAGCCGGAGCCCGAGCCUCCGGCGCCGAUCGUGGCGCCGGCGCUGGUGCAGCGGCACAGGGCGCCCUUCGCCCCGGCGACGGCCGAGGGCCUUCGACCGCCCGCGGGCGCCUUCGCCAAGGCACCGCCGCCCGGCGGCGCCCCAGCGGCCGCCGCCCCCGCGCCGGGCGGUUUCGCCACGUCGCCCGCGCCAAGCGGCUUUUCGGCGGCGCUGGCGCCCGGCGGCUUCUCGGCGGCGCCGGCGCCGCGCGCUGUCGACUCCUCCGCGGCCGGCGCCAUCGCCGCCGCGGCGGAGACGGCGAGGAUGGCCGCGGCCCUGGGCGUGCCGUCGGCGGCCUCGCAGAAGGCGCCGGAGCUCCAGCAUCUCUUCGGCGGCGCCGCCGCGGAGCCCGAGGCGCCCGCGCCGGCCCCGCGACCGGUGGCCGUGCUGCGCGCGUCGCGGAGCCGGAGUAGGAGCCGCAGCCGCAGCCGGCGGCGGCGGUCGCCGAGCCGCAGGAGGCGGUCGAGGAGCCGAGCCCGCCGCUCGCGCAGCCGCCGGCGCAGCCGCUCGCGGGGCCGCGGCGAGCCCAACACGGAGAGGCCAGCCGCCCGCGGCGCACCGCCGCCAGCUCGCCGCCCAGGGUUCGACCCCAUGGAGAGUCGCACCCUGCAGAUCGUGGGUGGCGUCGUCCGCAGCCGGCUGACGUUGAAGACCGAGAUGCAGGCAUUCGGCGCUGUUGAGGUCGUGUACAUGGGCAACCGGCACGAUCCCACCGCGGAGCCGCCCUGGGUGAGGUUCGAGAAGGCUUCAAGUGCACAGGCGGCCCUGAACGCCAUCAAUAUGGGGCAGAUCAUGUUCGACGGCGGGCCCGCGAAGGCGGAGUUGAGGCCUCCCCCUUCUGGCACCUGAUGCCAUCGUUUUGCCACAUCCUCCCUCCUCACCCCAUCCUCCUGCCCCUGCCUUCCUCC
Molecule: messenger RNA, 968 nt
Organism: Prorocentrum cordatum
Lineage: Eukaryota; Dinophyceae; Prorocentrales; Prorocentraceae
Source: the annotation of a GenBank genome assembly